GUUGUCGUCAGUGCGCAGGCGCUGUCCGCUGGGCCUGCGGGAUGUGGAGCAGUCGCUGACCGCCCGCCCUGAUGUUGCCGUGUCCGUGUCCGCCCGGGUUGUCGUCCGUGUGGCCGGGUUAUUAGUGCGGCGCGACUCGGCUGCUGCUGCUGCUGGAGCCGGACCUCGAGCUGUCCGUGUGGAGUUUGCAGGUUCUCCCUGUGACCGCGUUGCUCCAGUUUCCUGGUGUGAAGGUUGCUACAAGGGAAAUUAAUGGCUCAGAAACAAGCAUUGCUGGCUGUUCAUCAAUCCCUGGAGAAAAGCUUCAAGGCCAUUGAGAAGCAACAAAGUUUGUGGGACAGUACGUUGUUGGAAUGCACUCAUCUCCUGAGCUCCUCGAGUAAUCUGGCCGAGCAACUCCGGGCAUGCAACAACGUUGACUUCAAGACGACACCCUUUCGAGAGUUUCCUGAUCUGAAACACCGCCUCAAGUACAAACUUACCCAGGCAAUGGAAAUCAAUUUGGAAAAACUUGAAGAGAAAAUGAACGUUCUACAGAGGGUGCGAGACACGACAAGUAACCAAGUGGCAACGUGCUUCCAAAUGUAUGAGCUACAUGCUGACACAAUUGGUUUAACUUCAGUACUUGAGCACUCCAGUCUCUACCCUUCUGUGGCAGAUAUGCUGGAAUGGCUUCAGGACAUCGAACGGUUUUACCAAAGCCAGUAUCUUGACAGGAAAAUUUUGCUUCAGAACAUCAACUGUGAUAAUCUGCAAAAUAUUCAAGCUCUCCCACAAUCCUGGAACAGAGUGUCAGAACAGAUGGAUCAAGACUUGAUUCAAGAUACUCUGCUCAGGGUGGCAUUCUUCCUGGAGUCUCGCCAAGGAUCCUAAUAGCUGCUCCUGUUCACUGGAACCCCUGGUUUAGUUUUCUCCUUAAUGCCAAAAGAAGUGCCUUGUCGUGUGCCGAAGCAAAAGGUGGCCGUCAGAUUGAUUUUUACAUGCUCUAUCUUAUCCCGAAUGAGGUUUAAUUGAGCCUCGACUGCAAGCAUAGUUUGUACUUUACCUUGCCUUGAGAAUCUGUUUGUCAUAUCCCUGUCUUAGUGUACCCCACUGUCUAGUACUUCCCCAUCUCCUAGUCCUGCAGCAACCACUAAGGCAAUGGGUAUACAUAUCAAUAAUGCCAUGUGGGUGGAGAUAUUUUAAAUGGAAAAUUGUUCUAGUCCUUGCUGCUCCACUGGCCAUGUAUUGCAAUUCAAAUGUCCACUGGAACAUAGAUUAAAGACCAAUUUACCCAGAAUAAAAAAAACAGCACGAAAGCCUUCACCAUCCAGCCAGCCAUUUCAGGAAGACUAACCACUGUCUAUACUGUAAGCACAAGCUCAUUAUCCAGAUUGAACAAUAUAAGGCAUUCAUCCAGUGUUUGGAAGAAGUUCCUCAUCAGUGGCAUCACAUCAGUCCCUGGCUACAACUUUCCUCAAAGAUGGUGGACAACCCUCAAAACAGAAUUUCCUCGGGUCAAGGGAAAAUGUGGCCACCUGCUCCACCAAUACUUGAGCCCAUGUGCAAAUGUGGUGGUAAUCUCAAACUCUGGAAUAGAUCCACCCACCCAGAAAGAUCUGGUUCAGGGCCCCCCCUUGUUUUCCACUGGGGCUCAAUCCUUCAGUCACGAGGAUUGGAAGGAGAAAGAGGAGGGCAGACCAUUGGCAGAAUGAAAGUUCCCGGUGGCCUCCGCAGAGCUGUGCAAGAGUGGACCUGGCGGCUGCAGAAAAUGAAGACUCAGCGGGCCGUCUGUGGCCUUGUGCGGCGACUGGCCUAGGCUCGCUGCUGCAAAAAAGUGUUGCUGCCAGCAGGGGGAAGCUUAAAAGCCUUGAAGACCAGAGGGUCGAGGAGGAAACUACUAGCGACAGCAGUAGGAGAGGGACUUCAAGGUAGGCAGCAGGAGGUGCCCCAGGGACACAGGCGGUCGGGCAAGGAGAGGGACUUCAGGUUGUGGGCCUGCAGCAGCCUGGAGCUGACCCGGAUCGGGGAACUCCAGUGCUCUCAACAUGUGGACUGGACUUUGUACUUUUUCUUUGUAAAGGGUGCCAGAAUAUGGUAAUUGUGUAUUUGUGGGUGGUGCAAAAGAAUUUCACUGUGCUGUGCAUAUGUGACAAUAAAGACCCAUUGGACAAUGCAGGGAUUCCUCUUUGGUAAGCUCACUGCAAUAUGCUAGUAAGUGAACCCAUAACUAACUGGCUUUACAAAAAUUAAAUUACAUUUACUGCAUAUACAAUCAUCCACACUUCCUUGUCCUCUAGGAAAUAUUUGUAGAAUGGAACUGUUCUGCGAGCCAGUGGAGACUUAAUGAUCUCAAUGGCCUUCUUUUGAGAGAAAUAUGAAUACAAAACUAUUUGGCUUGGGGUUGACACUGGGCAUCCAGAGAGACUUAUACAAAAUAAGGUUAGAAACCCCACCAGCAGAAGGAGGGGGUGCAGAAGAGGUUUACCAGAAUGCUGCUAGAUUAGAGGAUAUUGGCAUUUGGGUUAUGGAGGCAGAUAGUUAGAUAGACACAUGGAUAUACAUGGAGGGAUAUGAACCACCUGCAGGCAGAGAUUAGUUUAUAUUGGCAUCAUGUUCGGCACAGACUUUGUGGGCGGAAGGGUCUGUACCUGUGCUGUACUUCUCUAUCUUCUGUAAUAGACUCGGGGUACUUUUAAGCCUAGUUGGUAGCAUCCUGUUAGAAGGUUGUAAAAUCUAAUUUUUAUGGGAAAAGGACACAAAGCGCUGGAGUCACUCAGCGGGUCGGGCAGCAUCUAUGGAGAACAUAGAUAGGAGACAUUUCAGGUCAGGACUACAGUCUCAAACUAACAAUGCAACACCAAGGAAAUUCUACAGCUAGACGUUGUCCUUUAAAAGGCACACAGCCAUCGGUCCUCGAUACAUUCUUGAUUUCUUUGUGGGACCGAAUUGCCUCCAUUUGGCUGAGCACGAAGGAUAUCUUGGGGGGGAAAAAUAUAUGGAAGACAAUCUAGUGGGUUGUAUGUCCAUAAGAAGUAAGUCAUCUUUCCUGUGUUUUAAUCGAUAGAAUGUUCGGCUCCAACAGGUCGAUGGAUCUGACCCUUUGAGAUUUCUCUAUGUGUUGCGUGAAAUUAGGUUUGUACACCCAAGUACAGUUAAUGAAAACACAUUUGCUCUUUUGAACCAGCAGAAAGCCAUGAAUCUCAUUCCACUGCAACAAUUAAAUUAAAUGGGUUUGCUUGCCUAAAUUAUUAGUGUGCUAUGUUGACAGGGUUUUCAAAAUCAAAUUUUCCUCUGCUUUGGCAAGUUGCCCCAAGAGUUCUGUAUUGAAUGUCACUCAUAAUGAAUUAAAAUAAGCCAUGGGGAAUUUGUGGCUGGACAUUUUGGAUAUAUUUAUGUCUAAUAAAUUCUCAGUGCAGGCUGUUA
Molecule: messenger RNA, 3405 nt
Organism: Amblyraja radiata (thorny skate)
Lineage: Eukaryota; Metazoa; Chordata; Chondrichthyes; Rajiformes; Rajidae
Exons: 5
Coding region: 253-873 (206 amino acids)
Cellular component (GO): cytoplasm; nucleus
Source: RefSeq, a predicted model, not a curated record